GUUGUUACGAACCAUCGGCGACUUUAUUUAUAGCAGUAGAAAAUUGUGUCUGUAGCAGGCAAAUUUGUUACAUAUAUAAACGCCAUACAUUUUUUAUUUACUUGUAACAUAAUGGAGCUUACGACAGUGAUAAAACGGAAUGAGAUUUAUGGAAGGUAUUUAGUAGCGGCGAAAGAUUUGAAACCCGGAGAACUGAUACUGAAGGAAUGUCCGCUACAGGUAGGUCCGCAGACCCAGGCGAUGGCCAUGUGCUUCAACUGCACCCUGUACAUGGCUUCGGAGAGAUCGUGCGAGGUUUGCGGCAAAGCGCUGAAAUGUUCAGUUAAUUGCAAAGGAAAAUUGCAUACACGUGAGGAAUGCGAUACGCUGAGUAGAAUGAUCAUUAAGAGCGAGGAUUUUCUUAAGGCUCCGCAAAUAAUCCUACCUUUACGUUGUUUGUUAUUGAAGCAAUACGAUGCGAAGAAGUGGGCAGAGUUUCUGGAGCUGGAAUCUCAUUUAAAAGAGAGAAAGGACUCACCUAUUUGGUUUAUCCAUAAGGAAGGUGUAUACGACGUGCUGAAGAAAUUAAAUGUAGAUGUUGAUGAAGAAUUGGUGCAAACUAUUUGCGGCAUUUUGGACGUGAAUAGCUUUGAAGUGAGACCACUCUUCGCGGCUACUACUCCACAAGAGUGCCUUCGAGGCGUCUACCUGAAGGCGGCUUUGAUGGCGCACGAUUGCACCCCGAACACUCACCUCUCCGUGGAUUUUACAUUCGAGAUGACAAUAAGGGCUAACAGAUUUAUUCCCGCGGGAGAAACAAUUUUCUACAAUUACGCAAACGGACUCCAAGGCAGUGCAGAACGAAGGAAGCAUUUACAUGUUGGCAAAUAUUUUGAUUGCACGUGCAAAAGAUGUGGAGAUGGAACCGAGCUUCAAAGCUUCCUCAGUUCAUUAAUCUGCACCUCCUGCAAGAGUCUUAUAUCGUGCGCAGAACCUCUGAAGGAUAUAUAUUCUUCAGAUUGGAUCUGCGGAAAAUGUUCCAAGACUAUCAAAGGAAAUUUAGUGGAAAACACUAUAAAUCAUAGCAAGGAGUUAAUCAAUGAUUAUUCAAAUCUACAAGAAGCGGAAGGCAUUCUGGAGAAGUUGAAAGUGACCUUAGGACCUAAUCACUACAUAAUACUUGAGCUAAAGCAAAAUAUGAUUUCGUUGCUGGGAAACUAUGACGGAGAAUUGGAAAUCAAACGGAAGAUCGCACUUUGCGAAGAACUAAUCUCCGUUUUACGACUUUUAGAUUUUGGAGACAUCUCUCGCCAUCUGGGCAUCGCGCUCUACGAACUGCACAAGGCCAAAUCUCAAUUGGUCUACGAAGCAUAUAAUUGUAACUUGGUGGAUGUGUGCCAAUAUUUGGAAGGUCUGCAGGAAGCCCAGAAUAUACUGAAGGAGUCUAUGAAGCAUUUACUCUACGAGCCAAAGUGCAGUCCAGAAGGAAAAUUGGCGCAGAGGGCGAUGAACGAUCUGCGAGUAUUGCGUGGCACAUCUUCCGAUUUGGAAAGAAUCUUAACGUUGGACUGUGCAUAAUAUAUAUCAUCUUUUAUAAUGACUGUAAUUAAUAAAGGAAUUUGAACAAAAUAAACUUAAAGAAGUU
Nicrophorus vespilloides is the source of this 1624-nucleotide messenger RNA. Its product is annotated as protein msta-like. The coding region runs from base 112 to 1557 and encodes 481 amino acids. The record is from RefSeq and is a predicted model, not a curated record. Gene Ontology annotation, molecular function: protein binding. NCBI's taxonomy places the organism in Eukaryota, Metazoa, Arthropoda, Insecta, Coleoptera, Silphidae. The transcript is spliced from 3 exons.